AUGUUCCCCAGCUUCUACCGCGCCAACCAGGCGGACCCCAUCCAGCCGAACACGACUGCCCAGAGCGGGACCGGACGCAAGACGGCGCCGAUGAACCCCUCCCACCUCAACAAAGCGGUGCGAAGAGAUCCGGCGGUGUUCCCGUUGGCGAUCAUCAUCGGCGGCGUGCUCUGUGCUGCUGGCUACUUCGCCUUCAACAAGGCGCCCAAGGAGGGCGGCGGGGUGGAAUCGGUUGGCCCUCGCCGAGAGACCUUGAAGAUGAAGUAG
Messenger RNA from Puccinia triticina, 267 nucleotides. RefSeq lists its product as uncharacterized. Bases 1 to 267 code for a protein of 88 amino acids. The record is from RefSeq and is a predicted model, not a curated record. Lineage: Eukaryota; Fungi; Basidiomycota; Pucciniomycetes; Pucciniales; Pucciniaceae. The transcript is spliced from 2 exons.